UCGAAAACCGUUGGUUACGCUUACGCAUACACCAGAAACAUCCACCACCCCUCCUCUCCUAUUUUUUCCAGUCUUCCAUUACAUCAGCAAACCAACAACAACAACAACAACUCUGUUUUCUCACGCAUUUUCUCUCUCUUCCUACAACAAUGGAGAAUGGCGUAGUAACCGCCGAUCAAUCAUCGUCUUCUUCAGCGGUGAUAUUCAUGGGAACAGGUUGUUCAAGUGCUGUACCAAAUGCAAUGUGCUUGAUCCAACCUUCUGAUCCUCCUUGCACCGUUUGUUCUCAGUCUUUGCUCAUUCCUCCCGAUCAAAACCCUAAUUAUCGGGGCAAUACAUCUCUCCUUAUUGACUAUUGUCAGAACGAUGGUGAGCAUAGUUAUAUCCUGAUUGAUAUUGGCAAAACAUUCCGAGAGGCAGUUCUUCGGUGGUUCACCUUCCACAAAAUUCCACGGGUUGAUUCUAUAAUUCUGACGCAUGAGCAUGCCGAUGCAAUUCUUGGUCUGGAUGACAUACGAGCUGUGCAGCCAUUUAGUCCCACAAAUGAUAUUAGCCCGACUCCAAUUUACCUCACCCAGGAUUCUAUGAAUAGUGUGGCUGUAAAAUUCCCUUACCUGGUUCAGAAAAAACUCAAAGAAGGCCAGGAGAUAAGACGAGUUUCUCAGCUUGACUGGAAUAUAAUUGAGAGCGAUCAUGAGAAACCUUUUUUUGCAUCGGGCCUGCAAUUUGCCCCUUUACCUGUGAUGCAUGGUGAAGAUUAUGUUUCAUUAGGAUUUCGUUUUGGUCAGAAGUGCGAAGUAGCUUACAUAUCGGAUGUCUCACGUUUCAUCCCAAGCACAGAGGCUCUUAUUUCAAAAAGUGGUGGUGGUCAGUUGGACCUUCUUAUCUUGGAUACCCUUUACAAGAAGGGGUCUCAUAAUACUCACUUUUUCUUCCCUCAGACUCUUGAUGCAGUGAAGAGAAUCUGUCCAAAGCGUGCUCUGUUGAUUGGAAUGACCCAUUAAUUUGAUCACCAUACUGAUAAUGCCUAUCUUGCUGAAUGGUCAGAAAGCGAGGGAAUUCAGGUUCAACUAGCUCAUGAUGGUCUAAGAAUCCCUAUAGAUCUUUGACAAGGAUGUUAUAUUUCUAAAGGAGUACUGAAAGUUUAGCUGUUUGGUUGACAAUGAAGAACAGGUACAAACUAUACUCGCUUCUUAUCUUCUUCAGUGGGCGAGUAGACAUUCCGUUAAUACAGGUUAUAGAUUUGGCUUUUCUACCAAUCACAUCAAGGCUUGAACUCAAGUUGACAUAUUGAAUACAUUGUGCUUUUGGAGAUCGACUCAAGUUUUUGAUGGUGGUAUUAACUGAUUCCUUUUCCCCUGACCAUUCGAUUCAAGAGAGAAUCAAAAGCUUCUGGGCUUGUGCGCUAGUCAUGUAUACAUAAUGUUGCCCAAAGAUUGUGGGCUUAAGUAUAACUAUAUUCAAGUUUUUCCCAUUUGUUGAUGUGAUAACUUCUAGCAGGAUAAUACAACUGCAAAUCACAUGCUUUUCAUAAAAUCAACUCAUAUAGUCAUAUGAGUCCAAAAAAAUAAAAGGUUAAAUUGCUGGUCUAUGAGGUUAUACUUGUAUACUCACUAAAUAAACUUCAUUAUUUUGUUCGCA
Chenopodium quinoa (quinoa) is the source of this 1641-nucleotide messenger RNA. Its product is annotated as putative hydrolase C777.06c. The transcript has 11 exons. The coding region runs from base 150 to 1004 and encodes 284 amino acids. NCBI's taxonomy places the organism in Eukaryota, Viridiplantae, Streptophyta, Magnoliopsida, Caryophyllales, Amaranthaceae. The record is from RefSeq and is a predicted model, not a curated record.